AUGGAGCAGCAGACCUUGGUUGGCCGAGUUCUCUGUCAUGCUGAGAAGGUUACCAAAGCUGGGCACUAUCUGGAGUUGGUGGACUUCUUGCUGUAUUGCCAUCACCAAAAGAUUUCUGUCCAAUUGUUCAUGAACACCGAGAGCCCCAUGGAAAAAGGCAAAGAAGCCAUGGUUUUUUUGCAUGACCUGCUUGGCCGUGGAAGUGAGGUGCAUCCACCUGUAAUGGGAAGCGAUGUGGUGUGGAACGUGCUCCUCACGCGAGCCGAUUAUCGAACCACCAAUGUUCCAUGGGAGCUGAAUCAUUGGGUGCCUUUGCUACCUGCGGACACCAGCUUGACAGAGAGAUUCCAAAAGAUACUAGCUGCUGAGAAAAUCGAAAAGGAAUCUCUGCAUAAGGCUUUGGAAGAUGAUUCAAGAGAUGAUUCUGCCGAGGUCCAUCAGAGUCUGGUUCACGCUCUUACACAAGUGACAGAGAAAGCGGUUCACCUGAAGCGCUUGACAGCUCGCUUGCACCACACUGCCAAUCUUGCGCCCAUGCCGGUGAUGGCCGAUGGCAAUUGCGGUGCGUGGUCAGCCCUCGAACUCCACAAGUUCACAGACGGAGUUCCUGCCCAACACCUUUUGGACAUGGAUCCCAUGGGAAGCACCAUCUUGACCAAGGAGUCGAAUCCCAUUGCAUGGGCGAAGAUGCUGAGCUUGCGGGAGGAAGUGGGAAGGAUGUGGAGAGAGGUCACUUCUGAUCCUACUUCACCCCACUCAGACCAAUGGUUGCAAGUUUUCAAGCUUCUGCUGGUUGAUGCAGGUGGCAUGCCCAUUGCCAAGGUUACGGAUGUCAUGGAGCCAAACCCAUCAGACCUUGUUCAGAAUUUGUCUUCUGCCAUGGAUGCGGUGAAUAUGGACAAAUUGGACAAGUUAGGUUCAUCAGGUUCGGAAACGUUACCACCCAUGCCACCACCAUCUCAAGACCCAGACGAUUUUGAAGAACGUGAACAUUUAUUUGGUCCCCCAGGCCCUCCAGAAUCUCCAGAGAUUCCAGAGGAAAAGCCAUGUGGUCCAGAUUUGAUCACAGUGAAGAAGGAGCUGCCAGAUACUGAAGACAACACAGACAACGUCUUCAAACUAUUCGCGCAGGUUCAUCCCCCACGAUCCCCACGCCCAUCUGACGUGGGGGAUGUGGAGGUGAAGCAGGAACCUGCAAGCCCAACCACCCCACAGGCACGCAAGAGGCUUGAAAAGAUGCUCGAAGAGCAUUCGCCCCCAGUGAUCAAGAGGGCACGCAAUUCCUCUAGAGCGGGCAUAGUUCAUGACCGCUUGGUGUCUGGGCCUGCUGUGCCGCUGCGCAGCAACCUGUCUGACAUCAUGGCGAGCAAGGCCAUGAUUCUGGGCUGUCAGGGGGAUUCCGAUGUGACGGCGCUGCCAGAUGAAAAACAUCAAGCUUCACAGGCCCUGCGAGACAAGGCAGGUAGCAAUGCUUUGGUCGCAGAACACAAGGCAGCGGGUCAAGGGAGUGAACAUCUGGCCGCAGAGCAGAAGGCCAAGGCAGAUGGCAAGGGUCCAGCAGUUGAAGAGAAGGCAGGAGCUGAAAAACUUGCAGGUAGCAAUGCUUUGGUCGCAGAACACAAGGCAGCGGGUCAAGGGAGUGAACAUCUGGCCGCAGAUCAGAAGGCCAAGGCAGAUGGCAAGGGUCCAGCAGUUGAAGAGAAGGCAGGUAGCAAUGCUUUGGUCGCAGAACACAAGGCAGCGGGUCAAGGGAGUGAACAUCUGGCCGCAGAGCAGAAGGCCAAGGCAGAUGGCAAGGGUCCAGCAGUUGAAGAGAAGGCAGGAGCUGAAAAACUUGGGCCUGAGAACAAUCCUCUAGGUAGCAAUGCUUUGGUCGCAGAACACAAGGCAGCGGGUCAAGGGAGUGAACAUCUGGCCGCAGAGCAGAAGGCCAAGGCAGAUGGCAAGGGUCCAGCAGUUGAAGAGAAGGCAGGAGCUGAAAAACUUGGGCCUGAGAACAAUCCUCUAGGUAGCAAUGCUUUGGUCGCAGAACACAAGGCAGAUGGCAAGGGUCCAGCAGUUGAAGAGAAGGGCGCGAAGAGGAAGAAGAAUGACAAGAAUGAGGCCAACCCCAAGAAGUCCAAGAAGAAUAAGAAGGACCCUGCGCUGGUGAAAGCCCAGCAGGAGCGCAGAGGUGUGUCUCUCAAGUUGAAGAUCGCCAGAGCGCACUUGGCCGGACUUGAGAUCGACGCUCACCAAUGGCUACGCUUGCACAGCAAGGCUGCAGUUGUGCGAGGUGCUGUGGAAUGUUCUAUCGGGGGUUGGAAGGAGCUGCUAUUCUUUUUGAUGUCCCCAGACAACCACGAGAUCCCAAGCAAGUGUGCAAUUUGCCAAAACUUCUUGCAGGUACGUGGAUUUAGCAUGGAUGAUUUCAAGAAGGCAGUGGAAUCGGGUCAGCUUCCAAUGGUUGAUCAAGGAAUGAACGCUCAAGCUCUGCCUCUCCAGAAUGUGCAGGAGGAUCCUGUGGAUGGGGAUGGUGGUGCACCAGAUGAGGAUAUGGAAGCUUUGGAAGGUGGCCCGGCGCAACCUGCGUUAGACAUGGUGAAUCGAGACCCGUACCUGGAACUCCUAGAGCCUGGCAGUCACAAAUGCAGGCUUCCUGUGCGAUGCUUGGUUUGUGUGAACAAAGCUGGCGCCCAUUCCAUCUUUGACAUGCAGUCCACGAAACGAGCGAAAAACGUUAUUCAGCAUGUGAUAGGGCCGAUGCAUGUCAAAAAUGUCAGAAUCGCCAAGAACGCGGCCGAUGCAAGCAAAGGAUUCAUCAAGGAUGAAGAGGUGGCUUGUUGCGGGUUCUGCCCUCAAAGAUGUCAAGAUACCAAAGUGCAUGCCAUCUUGGACGAGUUCAACCUCUGGUCUGUGUACAACGGUGUCAAAUAUUCCAAACAACUCAAGGAUCCCAGCAGGCAUGCCUACAUUUUGGACAUGGCAACGAAUGAACACAGACUAUUGUUGGCCCGGCUCUUUGAUCCUGACAGAGUCCAAGACAUUAUUGCAAGUGUUCGCUCCAGCCCGAUUGCCAAGGGAGUGUUCGCCGAGCAGUUGGAGAGCAUUUGCACCCUUGACACAGUGGUCUUGCAGCGCUUGGUUUCAACUCAGUUUCUUUCGAUCCCCAAGAAACAAUGGACCCGGGCCUAUCAGGAGUUUGUUCUGGGCUUUGUCAUGCCGUCCCUACAAAUUCACGUACCGUCUUGGAAUGCCCAAGUGGUAAGAGGAGCCAGGGAGGUGGCUGACAAAAUCAGGGACAGAAGCUUUGCAGACAUGGACACCCUCAACUUGCGCAUGGCUUGCCAAGUUGCAUCCGGGUGUCUGAACGAACACCCAAUGAUUCAGGGUAUCCUGGUGGCGUGCCUAGAAAUGGCCCAACGCCAAAGACAUGGCGUUCACAAUAUGAAAGGCCUCAAAGUAUCUGAGUUGGAGCUCAGCCUUAUGUCUGAAGCUGGAUGCAUGGUAGCCCUUGCAGGGAACAACAUGCAGAUGUUGCAGUUAUUUGGGCUUGGAUUCACGAUCCCAAGGUUGCCCCUCAGCAACCUUCACGCACUGAACUUGCCGGAGCCCUUUCUGGCUGUGGUCGAUCCUAUCAUUCUCCAAAGGAACAGCAAGCUGAUCGAAUCCAUUGUGGCGUUGCCCUCCAAGAAGGCCGUGGGGCCCAUCGGGUUGAAAACCUUAUGCCUUCUCAAGGUGGAUGCAGCGGCGGUGCCAGUGGAUCAGAAGACCAAGGCAGAUGGCAAGGGUCCAGCAGCUCAAGAGCAGGUGGAUGCAGCGGCGGUGCCAGUGGAUCAGAAGACCAAGGCAGAUGGCAAGGGUCCAGCAGCUCAAGAGCAGGUGGAUGCAGCGGCGGUGCCAGUGGAUCAGAAGACCAAGGCAGAUGGCAAGGGUCCAGCAGCUGAAGAGCAGGUGGAUGCAGCGGCGGUGCCAGUGGAUCAGAAGACCAAGGCAGAUGGAAAGGAUCCAGCAGCUCAAGAGCAGGUGGAUGCAGCGGCGGUGCCAGUGGAUCAGAAGACCAAGGCAGAUGGCAAGGGUCCAGCAGCUGAAGAGCAGGUGGAUGCAGCGGCGGUGCCAGUGGAUCAGAAGACCAAGGCAGAUGGCAAGGGUCCAGCAGCUGAAGAGCAGGCGUCUGCCUCCUCCACCUUGCAGAGGCACUCAAGGACCUCAAGGCGCAGGUUCACACUUGCGCUGGACAAAACAUACGCCUUGACUGGCGUAGACGUGGUAGAGCUACGUCAAGGUCGCGGGUACAUAGGUACCGCCUUCCAUCCCAAGGUGUGGUGGGCUUCAAGUGAUGAAGUUGAACAGCAGAAUACGGGAUUCCUCCCAUUCAUGUCUGCGAAGGACCUGAGAGAAUCAUGCAGGGUUGGGUCUGUGGAGAGAUCAGAGAACAUGAUCGAUGUUGAUGCGGAUGAGUAUGAACCUUCGAUGUUGGUAGUCCAGCAUGCCCAGCCAGAUCAACCAGACCAGCCAGACCAGCCAGACCAGCCAGAUCAGCCAGACAAAUCAGGCAACUCAGGCAAGAACGUGGAAACGUGGGAUGCUGCUUCACUGGAUUACGCCAACGAGAUUCUCGAAUUCCUUUACUUUGACCCACUCAUCAAAGGCAAGCCAAGGCUGAGUGUUGCAACCGUUCCAACUUCCUACAACUGCAAAGCCAACGACAUGCUUCAUUUGGUUGGCCGUGUCAUGCUUCACGCUGGAUUCAAUGUGAAGUGCAUCACGUUUGACAACCAUGCAACACACGGUCUGCUGAAGCGUUUCAUGUUGGGGCUGCCGCACAAUCUCAGUCGUGAAGAGCUUCGGGCACUGCCCUUCUGGGGUGAUCUCACAUAUGUCGCCUUUCCAGGAUCAAGCCUUCCAAGGUACUUGCAGAAUGGGCCUGCGCAUUUAGUCAAGAACAUUGCUUGCGCUUUGAGGAGCCCAGGCCACACCUUGUAUGUCGGCCGGUACUUUGUCGACCUGGCAGCAUGCUUAGACCUGCAAAUGCCUCCGUCGGCUUUCGUUGGGUAUGAUGGGCAAUCGGAUCUGGAGGCCUGUACCCUCUUGAAUAGUCAUUUCCUCACAACUGAGCUCAACAACAAGAUUGUCCCCUGGGCGCUUUGUGGAGCCUUGUUGUUCAACCUGAUCACUUCACUGGCAACGACAUCAGUUUUUCACAGGACGCUGUCGCCAAGUCAGCGAUUGGAGAACUGCCUCAGCUCUUUUGUGCUCCUGGACCUCUGCGAGCUGGUGGCAGAGGAGAGGAGCCGUGACCGAAAGGUGCCUAAGAGCCGCUUGUGGCUUGCCAAAGUCACACAAUCAAACCUCCAAGAAUUGUGCGGCUCUGUCGCGAUCGCGUGUACAUCGUUGGGGGAGGAUGAGGUUUGGUGCCCGUGGCGAUCCACGGAACUCAGCAUUGAGCAGCACUUUGGACACAUCAGGAGCCAGUUUGUUUCCAGCCAAUUCAAGUGCCGCGAUUUCGCACAUGGUGCUGCGAAGCGAGCUUGGCAGACCCUCACGAAGCAGAAAAGGACACCAUUCACAUUGAGCCCAGAAAUUCCCGACAAGCGGCACAAGGCCGUGACGGACGAUGAGUACAUCGAGAUUGCUGAGCGUUCCUUGAGCAACGCUUUGCGGCUCAUGGCUGUGUGUACCGAGCACACAACGCAGACAUUGCUGGCCAAGUAUGUGGCACAUUGCGGUGUGUGCCCAGCUUUUCAGCCUGUGGAGCCUGGUGAAUCUGCUCCAAAUCCUGGAGAUGAGGUAGACGAGGAGUUGGGAGAUUUUGCAGAACAUUCAGAGGAGUGGCCAUCAGAUCCACAAGAUCCACAAGUGGAGUUGGCAGGGGCCGAUGCCCAGUGCUUCGAUUUGCUCACGCAGCUCCAAGCCAGAGAAAAAGCAGACAAAGUUGAGUGGGAUGACAUCGAACGCGGGGAAGCGGAUCUCAAUGACCAUGACGAUGCAAGAGCUCAGCGCCUCGGCAGCGGCACUUGCCUUCCCUCUCAGGAGUUGAUGGACCUGGAUGCAGAGGAUUGGAAAGCUGUGACCAAGCCUGAACCGAAGAAGGAUGGCAUGGAUGAUCAGAUGUCAUCUGACAUCCUGACCUUGUCAGAUGUGUUCAGGAAGGCUCGCUUGGGAGACGCUGAGUUGGUCCGGGUGAGCGGCCUCACACCGUUUAUUUGGGAAUGCCUCCGAAACCUCAGGGAAUCCUCAGACCAAUACUGCCUGGCACAGCCGCGGAAAUUCCGAACAGGCCAUCAGGGAAAAAAGCUCAACUGGUAUCAGGCAAGUGAGAAGGAGUGCGCAGCCAUCAGGUCCAUCUGUGGACACCCAGCGAAAAGAACAUCAAGAGCUGCCGCAUGGAGAGCUUUGGCAGCCUCUAUGCGGAAGACAGUGGGAGUGGACAAUGAGACUGGUGACUUGGCCGCUGGAAUGGUGGUGUUGUAUGCUCCGAUUGGGAUCCAAGAAUGGAAGCUGGGUCUUGUCCUGACCGUGUGGCGAUCCACGGCCAAGCAGGGGGCCAAACCCACCGCAUUGCCCAUCCCAGCAGAUGCAGCAAAGGCUUUCCGUGUGUGCGACCUGACACACGCGCACAAUUCUCAGGAUGGCACCUACACUGCGGGAGCGGACAGCAACUCUGUGGUUUGCCCCAUCUACAGGCUGGGGAUGGCAUUGAGAGUCAAGGACGGGGGCACCAAGAAGGGCAUUGAUGGCAUCCGCAUUGUUCUGGGCGCAAAGGAAAUGGAGGUGGUCGAUGCUGUGAAGAAAUGGACAGUCUGGAAUGUUGGCAAUGAUGUUCGAAUCAGAAAACGGAAGGCAUCAACCAAAGACAGCAAUGGAUCCAAUGGAAAGCCUACAGUGGUUCUCAUCGAUGAUGAUGAUGAUGAUGAUGAUGAUGAGGGCAAUGAUGCUUGUGCAGCAGGCGCUCCAUCCAAGAAGGUCAAGAAGACCACGGAUGCCUCAGAAGCGGAAGCUGCAGCGAAUUCAUCUGGAAAGUCGUCCAAGAUCACGAUGAAGCUGCUUGAGCUGGAGUUUGAGGCUGUGAAGAUCACGGCCUCAGCACCUGAACCGGAGAAAUCAGUGCAGAAAGGUGGGCUCAAGAAGGAGAUCCCUGCUUUGCCGUCGAACUUUGACAGGUACCGGCGUGGAGACGCGUUGGUGCGGCAGGAGCUUCAAAAGCUCCUGGAGCGUCACCGUGAAGCUGGGAGCAUUCUCACGGAGGAUUAUCGCGUGCGCCUUCGUGACCCCAUCAAGGGACACACAUAUGUUGGGCUGAAAUGGUCGGAGAUUUUGGAUCGUGCACCAUCGUACUUUGCCAAGAAGUUUGAGAACAUCCGCAAUAGAGAAUUGUACGGCAAGGCGGUGCACGAAGACUUUGUGCGGAUGAAUCGCGUCAGGGGGGAGUUUUUGAAGACCGUGCACGAGAUUCCUUUGCUGACGCCGGGAACCGUUUCUGAGGUGGUGGCUUCUAGGGCGCUAAGAGCCGGGGCGUAA
Molecule: messenger RNA, 7500 nt
Organism: Cladocopium goreaui
Lineage: Eukaryota; Dinophyceae; Suessiales; Symbiodiniaceae
Source: the annotation of a GenBank genome assembly